ACCCUAUUUCCUCUACUUUAUUCUUGAUAUCGUUUUGUGCACGUCGUGUCGGGUAUUUAACGGAUUGUCAUUAACACUAAAGAAAAAGCUAAUAUUUCGUUGGGUUACUUAAAAGAGGUGAUAAAUCUUUAGAAAAUGGCUUCAACAUCAGAAGAAACACUUCCAGAGGGGUGGGAAGCACGUAAAAGCAGGAGUACUGGUAUGAUAUACUUCUUGAACACUCAUACCAAAAAGUCUCAGUGGGACAAGCCAGAUGGUCCUGCUCCUUUGGUAGAUGAGGAUGAUGGUGAUGUCUGUCCCAUUCAAAUACAAUGCAGCCAUCUGCUUGUGAAGCAUGCUGGGAGCCGGCGCCCAUCUUCUUGGCGCGAAGAGAACAUCACUAGGACAAAGGAAGAAGCUCUGGAGAUGUUAAAAGAGUUUCGCAAGAGGAUUGUGAACAAGGAGCUGUCUUUUGAGGAACUCGCCAAGACUUAUUCUGAUUGCUCAUCAGCCAAGCGCAACGGAGAUUUGGGUCGUUUCAAGAAGGGACAGAUGCAGAAAGCAUUUGAGGAUGUGGCCUUUUCGCUCAAGAUUGGUCAACUGAGCCAAGUGGUUGAUACUGAUUCUGGCCUCCAUAUUAUCGUAAGGACGGCUUAAAUAGUUUCUGUAAUGUAUUCUACUAUGUUAAACCAAAAAAAUUAAGUUGUAUGUAUAAACAUGUUCACAUUACAAUUUUAAAUCGUUUUUUUUUUUAAGAAAAAAUCAAUUCUUAGUCGCCAAUUUCUGAUUAAUUCAAAGUAUCUUAUCUUACUUUCACACUUUAGUGUGAACAUGUGAAUUUUGUAUUCUACAAACUAAUUUGUUAAUUUUAUGUUGUCGAAUAUGUAAUACAAUAAAUUGACUUUUUUACU
This is a messenger RNA of Vanessa atalanta (red admiral), 890 nucleotides long. Its product is annotated as putative peptidyl-prolyl cis-trans isomerase dodo. Lineage: Eukaryota; Metazoa; Arthropoda; Insecta; Lepidoptera; Nymphalidae. The transcript is spliced from 3 exons. The coding region runs from base 136 to 636 and encodes 166 amino acids. Gene Ontology annotation, cellular component: nucleus; cytosol. The record is from RefSeq and is a predicted model, not a curated record. Gene Ontology annotation, molecular function: peptidyl-prolyl cis-trans isomerase activity; protein binding.